AUGGCGAAAAUGAGCGUAGGCAGAUAUAUUGCGACUAGAGUCACGACUCUCAAGCCGCCAGGCCAUGUUCCUCCAAAUCCGUUCACCACUCUAAGGUCGUUGAAUUGGAGACAAUGGCAAUUCUUCCUUAUUGCAUUUGCUGGUUGGACUUGGGAUGCGUUUGAUUUCUUCACCGUCUCUUUAACUGUUACAGCGCUGGCAAAGGACUUUGGAAAAACCAAGGCCGAUAUUACCUGGGGUAUCACCUUGGUUCUGAUGUUGCGUUCGAUUGGUGCCAUCACUUUCGGUUUGGCUGCCGAUAAAUGGGGUCGCAAGUGGCCAUUCAUUAUCAAUAACGUUCUCUUUAUUGUUCUGGAGUUGGGAACUGGCUUCUGUCAAACUUAUGAGCAAUUCCUCGGUGUGCGUGCACUCUUCGGAAUCGCCAUGGGUGGAAUAUACGGAAACUGCGCUGCAACAGCUCUUGAAGAUGCUCCUAUCGAAGCCCGUGGUAUUCUCUCUGGAAUGCUCCAACAGGGCUAUGCAUUCGGCUACCUUCUCGCCACAGUCUUCGCCCGCGGACUUGUCGACACUACACCUCAUGGAUGGCGCCCACUUUUCUGGUUUGGCGCUUGCCCGCCGGUGUUGAUAAUUGUGUUCAGAAUGUAUCUGCCAGAAACCGACUCGUACCUAGAGCGCCAGGCGCUAAAGGCAGAGAGAGCUGAGGGUGUAGAGGGAAUCGAGAGGGUUAUGUGGAAAGAGGCUAAGAUUGGCUUGAAGAAGCAUUGGUUACUGCUGAUCUAUAUGGUAUUGUUGAUGGCUGGUUUUAACUUCAUGUCCCACGGAUCCCAAGAUCUCUACCCUACCAUGUUGGAGAACCAGCUCGAAUUCAACAACAACAAAGUCACCGUAACCCAGGUCAUCGCUAACCUCGGCGCUAUGCUUGGUGGUACCCUCAUUGGCUAUUUCUCCCAGAUGUUCGGCCGUCGCCUUUCCAUCAUUGUCGCCUGCAUCGGCGGAGGUGCCCUCCUUUAUCCUUACUGCUUCAUCAGAAAUAACGGUGUUAUUGGCGCCGCCUUCGCAGAACAGUUUUUUGUUCAGGGUGCCUGGGGUGUCAUCCCCAUCCAUCUCGUCGAGCUCUCUCCCGCAGCAGCCAGGACUACCAUUGUCGGUUCAGCAUACCAGCUUGGUAACCUUGUCUCCUCGGCGUCCUCGACCAUCGAGGCGACCAUGGGUGAGAGGUUUAGACUUUCUGGUGAAGGUACCACUGCUAGAUAUAACUACGGAUUAGUCAUGGCAAUCUUUAUGGGCUGUGUCUUUGCCUAUGUGAUUGUAUUGACAUUCAUCGGUCCCGAGGCUUUGGGCAGAGAUAUGGCAGAGAGCACAGUUGUGGAGGAUGUUACUGAUAGGAAGGGAGAAUGGGAGGAUGGCGAGAAGGCUGGAGUGGUCGAGGAUGAGGGCAGAAGAGUUCCCGUUUAA
Morchella importuna is the source of this 1455-nucleotide messenger RNA. RefSeq lists its product as uncharacterized. The record is from RefSeq and is a predicted model, not a curated record. Lineage: Eukaryota; Fungi; Ascomycota; Pezizomycetes; Pezizales; Morchellaceae. The transcript is spliced from 4 exons. Bases 1 to 1455 code for a protein of 484 amino acids. Gene Ontology annotation, molecular function: secondary active monocarboxylate transmembrane transporter activity. Gene Ontology annotation, cellular component: plasma membrane. Gene Ontology annotation, biological process: plasma membrane lactate transport.